Molecule: messenger RNA, 2845 nt
Organism: Apis cerana (Asiatic honeybee)
Lineage: Eukaryota; Metazoa; Arthropoda; Insecta; Hymenoptera; Apidae
Gene: wls
Product: Wnt ligand secretion mediator
Biological process (GO): Wnt protein secretion; intracellular protein transport; Wnt signaling pathway
Cellular component (GO): organelle membrane; endomembrane system
Molecular function (GO): Wnt-protein binding
Source: RefSeq, a predicted model, not a curated record
AUUAUAAACAUUAUAAUAAAUAAUUAUAUUUAAAAAAAUGCAAGGAACAAUCAUAGAAAAUUUAAGUGGUAGAAAGCUUUCAGUACUUGUAAUAUUACUCGUUAUCGCACAAAUAAUUUGUUUUUUAAUAGGCGGGCUUAUUGCUCCAACUCCAGCUAGUAGCCAAAAUAUACUUGGUACACCUUGCAAAGAUAUUCGUAUAAAUGGAUCUGAACCUGGAGGAAGAAAAUGGUUUUAUUCAAGAGGAAAAGGAUCUUGUAUUCCUGUUGAUAUGAAUCGAUUUAGUUUUGAUAAUCAUCAUCAAGCAUAUCAAGUUGUAUAUACAUUUCAGAUGCCUGUACCUCGAAAUAGCAUGCAACUUGAUUAUUCCAGAUGGCAACAAAAUUUGAUUGGUGUUUUACAAGUGGAUAUUGUAUAUCAUAGUCAAAUAGAAAUUGCUCCUAGAACUAAAAUAACAUUGGAUGCAAGACUUGCUUACAGAAAUAAAGGUGAUCCAGAUGAUGAUUGGAAACCAUAUGCUGCUUCUGUAGUAGAAAGAAUUCUAGAUUGUAGUAUUGAUGAUGCAUUGGAGCAGUAUAAUUAUAAUUGUAGCGUGGUACCAUUAUUUGAACUUGGAUCUCUAUUUCAUGAUUAUUAUCUUUUAAAUAUUCGUCUUCCUGCUGAUACUGAUAGAAAUAUCAAUCAGGGUUUAGGACAUAUAACUGAUUUAUGGCUUACAGCUAUCAAUCAAAAUGGUGGAUUUACAAAAGUAUGGGUUAGUUUAAAAACUAUUUAUUUUCCGAUUGUUUUAUGUGUUCUUACUUGGUAUUGGAGGCGAGUACAUAUGCUUUCUAGAUCACCAGCUCUUUUGGAAUAUUUACUUUUAGCUUUAGGCAUAGCUUUGUCAUUUUUAAAUAUGCCUUUGGAAUAUUUAACACUUGCAUAUGAUAUGCCAUUUAUGCUUUUAUUGGGUGAUAUUAGACAAGGAGUAUUUUAUGCAAUUCUUUUAUCCUUUUGGCUUGUAUUUGCUGGAGAACAUCUUAUGAUACAGGAAGGUGAACAAAGAAAUUCUUUAAAAUGUUAUUGGCGUCAUCUUUCUGCAGUGGGUAUUGGAUGUUUAUCAUUAUUUGUAUUUGAUAUGUGUGAACGUGGAGUACAAUUACGAAAUCCAUUUUAUUCAAUUUGGGUAACAGAUCUUGGGACUAAAUUUGCUUUAUCAUUUAUAAUUUUAGCUGGAAUUUCUGCUGGCAUGUACUUAAUAUUUUUAGCUUAUAUGAUAUGGAAAGUAUUCAUGAAUAUUAGUGCAAAAAGAGCUGCAUUACCUAGCAUGAGUUCAGCACGGCGUUUACACUAUGAAGGUGUAAUAUAUCGAUUUAAAUUUUUGAUGAUUGCUACACUAUUGUGUGCAUCCUUAACAGUUGUUGGUUUUAUUCUUGGUCAGGUUGCAGAAGGACAAUGGAAAUGGGAUGAAGAAUUACAUUUGGAAAUGACAUCAGCAUUUUUUACUGGUGUAUAUGGAAUGUGGAAUAUUUAUACCAUAGCAUUAUUAUGCUUAUAUGCUCCUUCACAUAAACAAUGGCCUAUUGAACCAUCUGAAAAUAGUAUUAGUGAAGAAAUUGAAUUUUCACGUUUAUCCACUGAUCCUAAUGAAAUGUUGUCUUUAACAGCAUUUGCACGAAAAACAGCAGUAGAAUAAAUGGUAUAAAUUUUCUUUUUAAAAAUAGAAGUGACAACCGACCAGUCAACAAUUUUGUACUUAAACAUAGUAUAGAAAGUUAUAAAUAUGAAUUAAGAAUUUUCGAUAUUUAUAGAGAAUGCAAGGACUGAUAAUACUCUGACAAGUAAUCUUUUGAUGCCAAAAUUAAUUAUUUAUUAAGAAGAAUAUUUUUAAAGCUUUAUUUUUUUCUUUAAUACAUUUACUUAAUAUUUUAUAUACUUAACAAUUUAUUAAGUAUUUUUAAGUAAAAUGAAUAGGGAAUUAUUUUAUCUCUUAGAUAUUUUUUAAUAUUUUUAUUACAUAUUAUAUUCAUAUAUGAUCGUACAGAAUAACAUAUAGCUAUUACUAUUUUAUAAAACAUUCCAUUUUAAAUCUAAAUAUAUUUUUUCCAAUAAGAUUUUUUCACAUAUAUAAAUAAAACAAUUAUAAUAGUACUGCCAUACCUACAAUAAUAGUCUUUAAUGCACCAGUCUCUCUUUAAUAAUAAAUACUCUCUUCCAUCAUUUUAUAGAACAUAUCAAUAUUGGGCAUUUAUUCAUAAUUAAUAUUCGUUUUAAUAACAUAAACGCAUUAUAAUGAUAGUUAUGUGAUAUUGAAAUAGUAUGUUAAAUUUUUUCUGUAUUAUUAUUAUGCAAAAAUCUACUUUUGGCAGUAUUAAAAGUUCCUCGAUAAAUUUCUAAUAUCAUAUACAUUUCAUACAAAUUUUUAUUAACUUUGAUGCAUUAUUAAUAUUAUUAGAAUUUAAGAUGCAUGCAACAAAGUAGACCUGAACAGAAAAAGAGUGCAAUAGAAUUGUAACACUUUAAUAGAGUGAAUUUAGUGCACAUUAGUUACUUAUACAUAGAGUACUUAUAUUUGAGAGGCAGAAUUAGUAUUUUCUAUAACUUCAAUAUAUUCAUUGAAAUGUAUUAAUGAACAAUAAUAUGAAACAAAUUUUUGCAUAUUAUUACUCAUAUUUUUAAAAUAAUUUCAAGAAUGUGAAACAUAUAAUAUGUAAUGUAUUAGUAUUUUAAGAAUCUGAAAUUUUUGUAUUUAUUAUUGUGAAUUUGGUACAGUAUUCAAUUGGGAUAUUUUUCUGUUAUAUAUUAGAUGAAAUUUUAUAUUCGUAAUUUUUAUACAUUUUUUAAAUAAAUCAAUUUGUUAGAAUAA